Centropristis striata (black sea bass) is the source of this 2118-nucleotide messenger RNA. RefSeq names its product nucleolin-like. The coding region runs from base 127 to 1836 and encodes 569 amino acids. Gene Ontology annotation, molecular function: RNA binding. NCBI's taxonomy places the organism in Eukaryota, Metazoa, Chordata, Actinopteri, Perciformes, Serranidae. The record is from RefSeq and is a predicted model, not a curated record. The transcript has 15 exons.
GACACGCAUGCGCAGUGUGUAGUUUGAAUCAGUCGCAUGUGUCGCUGUGUUUUUAGCCCAACACACGUGUACUCACCUGCAACAGAUAGCUGUAUCAGACUGUGAUCUGCGGAGUUGUGACAAAACAUGGCGAAGACGGACGCUGCAAGACGGAGUAAAAGACAGAGCAAAGUUGUCCCCAAUGAAGUUUUAGAAGAAGAGGACAAAAUUGAGGCUGUCUCUUCAAGCAAACAAAUAGCCGGAACAGAGGAGGAUUCUCCCUCUGAGAGCACAGAGAUGAAACAGGAGGAGGAAGCUCUCAAGGAGAACCCAGAUGAAGAAGAUUCUCAGAUGGACGCUGUCAUUGAAGUGAAGGGAAGUACAACCACUGUGACUGUGUCUUGGGACAAGAAGAAUGAGGAAGUUGAUGAUUCAGAAAAUGGGACAAACGCAAAUGAUCAGAUGAUUGAUACCGCUGAUGCAGACGACACCAGUGAGGGAGCGGAGACAAAGAUGAAGCAAGACAUUCAGGAAUCUGGAGUGAAAGGGAAAAGAAAGGCGAUCUCUGCUGCCGAGACCAGCCCAGCAAAGAAAACUAAACUCAUCAAUGAUGGUUUUUGUCUUUUUGUUGGCAACCUGAACAACUCAAAAAAAUCUGAUGAAGUCAAAGAGUCAUUGGCAAAUUACUUCAUGAAACAAAGUCUGCUGUUUCAGGACAUCAGAUUGGCCCGGUCCAAAAAACACGCCUUUAUAGAUUUGGCCUCAGAGAUGGACCUGACCAAAGGCUUGACGUUAAAUGGAGGAAUGAUCCAUGAUAAGCCGAUGAAGAUCGCCAAGGCAAAGGUCAAAAGCGAGGAAACGGUGAAAGUUUCAGCAAAGAACAAAAAAGCUGCCAAAGAUGAAAAAUGCUUGUUCCUGAAGAACGUCCCGUACAACGCAACUAAACAAGACAUUUUGAAAAUCUUCGCCAAGGCCGUCAACGUUCGGUUCCCUGGAGGAACUGAAGGCCCGGAGAAAGGCAUUGCCUUUGUGGAGUUUAAAUCUAAAGAGGCUGCCGAAAAAGUAAGGAAGCGUCAAGAAGUGAAAAUCCAAGGCCGUGUUCUGAUUGUGGACCACGUCGGAGCAAAACAUGUGCCCAUAGUCACCAAAAAAAACGAGGACAAGGAUAACAAAAAAGAUGCGGUGUUGCCUCCAAAUAACAUCUUAUUUGUGAGCAAAUUACCUUUCAGCGUGAAAGAAGAAAACAUCAAGAAAGCCUUUCAGAAAGCUGUUAGUGUCACUGUGCCUCAGAGUCAAGGCAAAUCAAGAGGGUUUGCUUUUGUCGAGUUUGCAACCGUGGCAGAGGCUGAAAAGGCCCUGCAGUCAUCGAAAAACAUCAAAAUCUGCAGCAAACCGGUCAGAGUGCAAUUCUGUGAAGCAAAAUCAGAGUCUGCAACAUUCCUAUCAAACUCACUGAUCGUGAUGGGCCUCGCGGAGAAGACGACGGUGGAAACUCUCCAAAGUGCUUUUGAGGGGGCUUCCAGUGCCAGAGUCAUUGUGAAUAAAGAGACCGGCGUUUCAAAAGGGUAUGGUUUUGUUGACUUUGAGAGUGAAGACGACUGCAAAGCUGCUAAAGAAGCCAUGGAGGACAGUGAGAUCGAUGGCAGCCAGGUGACCGUGGCUUUUGCAAAAGCCAAGAGCGAAAAAAGUCCAGGAAGUCCGACCAAGACACCUCCGGCACCUGUUGCUGCACAGCCGGCAGGUGAGGCGGCCGGAGGAGGCAAACGGAAAGGAAGGAAACGCAACAGGAAAGGUAAAGGUAAAGGCCCUGCAGCAACACCACAGGAGGCUGUUAAAGAAGUGGAAAAUAAAGACUGAGCUGCGAAAAAGUUAUAGAGAUUUUUCUCACUUUUUAAAAAAAAACAAAACAAAAAUGAGCUGAAAUGUAUGAGCUUAACAAGUUGGGUUUGGAUGACUGUGCAAGGGUGUGAACAUGUGUUCAUUACUGUCUGCUUGCAGGAUGUGACACUGUGAUUUUAGCUGUCAUGUUUUGUACUUUAAACCAUUGAUUCCAUAAUUGUUAUGGAAAACAUAUGAUGAAAAGUGAAAAUGAUUAAGGACCUAAUCCUAAUGUGAGGAUAAAUAUAUUUUAAAACCACA